Molecule: messenger RNA, 548 nt
Organism: Eurytemora carolleeae
Lineage: Eukaryota; Metazoa; Arthropoda; Copepoda; Calanoida; Temoridae
Gene: Sod1
Product: superoxide dismutase [Cu-Zn]
Exons: 6
Coding region: 11-469 (152 amino acids)
Biological process (GO): removal of superoxide radicals
Molecular function (GO): copper ion binding; superoxide dismutase activity
Source: RefSeq, a predicted model, not a curated record
UUCAGAAAUCAUGGUUAAGGCAGUGUGUGUGCUCAAGGGGGAGGUUGUCAACGGAACCGUUCACUUUGAACAGGAGGGAGAUGGCCCUGUUACUCUGUCCGGAGAGUUGACUGGUCUCUCUGAUGGUCUUCAUGGAUUCCAUGUUCAUCAGUUUGGAGACAACACUAACGGAUGUAUGUCUGCUGGUCCUCACUUUAACGUUGAUGGUUCCGAGCACGGAGCUCCAACUGAUGCCAAGGGAGCCCGUCAUGCUGGAGAUCUGGGGAACGUUACUGCAGAGGGAGGUGUAGCUAAGGUUGAGAUCAGUGACGCUAUGAUCAGCCUGAGCGGUGAGAACUCAAUCAUUGGGCGCACCAUGGUCAUUCAUGCUGAUGAAGAUGACCUUGGUCAGGGUGGUCACGAGCUCAGCAAGAGCACCGGAAAUGCCGGAGCUCGUGCUGCCUGUGGCGUGAUCGGUAUCGCCAAGUAAGGCGACAAGACAGUAAGCUGUAGUGGACCUCAAUAUGUAAACCUAGAUGUGAUCCCUGUGUUUGAUUUGAUUAAAUAUU